GUUUGCGGAAGUAGUGAAACUGUUACUGCACGUUUGGCUAAACCUGUUACUUUGAGCGUCCUUACAAUGUACAACACACUUUCAAGAUGUGUCAUUUGUGGACGUGGAUACAUUUUACAUUAAGAACAGUUACAAAAUGAGUGCUUACGGACAUUUGUAUUCACGUGUAGCCCGCGUGGGUCACUCCUCUUCACCGACAGUCUUUCUAAAGGUCCGUUGACCUCAUUGUUUCCAGCCAUUUCUUACAUCCCGCAUUCAGUCAGCUAAAACCGAGGUUUCAUUGCCGAGAUAAGUAGCGGACCCCCCGGGCAGAGGGACGCGGGUUCAGAGAUGGACAUGAACCCGCCGAAGAGGCUCCGCACCACAGACAAUGACGCAGAGGACAGGAGAACAGUGGAUGUGAGUGUUGUCAUGCCAAUGUACAAUGCAUCCUGUUGGCUGGACGAAUGUCUGCAGGCCAUAUUACACCAAGACUUCGCUGGAACCAUGGAGCUCUCUGUCUUUGACGACGCAAGCACUGAUGACUCGAGGAACGUGGUGGAGCGUUGGAGGGAGAGGCUGGAGGCGAGGGGCAUCUCAGUAGUGGUCUCCGGCCACAGCGCUGCCCAACCCAGAGGAGUGGGAUAUGCAAAGAAUAAGGCAAUAUCCCAGAGUUGUGGACAAUACUUCUGCUUUCAAGAUGCAGAUGACGUUAUGUUACCACAAAGAGUUCGUCUGCAGUAUGAGACAUCUACCCUUCACCCAAACUCGCUGAUUGGUUGUAAAGUUCAGAGGGUUCCAGAGGGAUCUACGGAGCGUUACACUCGCUGGAUCAACACAAUCACUCAGGAUCAGCUCAUCACACAGGUGUACACAUCUCAUGGGCCCACAGUCGUCAUGCCAACAUGGUUCUGCUCAAGGAACUGGUACCUGAAGGUCGGACCGUUUGAUGAGAGAGGCAAGGGAGUCCCGGAAGACUUGCUCUUCUUCUACCAGAGUCUUCGUCAGGGAGGGGGCGUGGCCAGGGUCGAUCAGUGCUUGCUGGUGUACCGUUACCACGAGAAGGCAACCACGCACUCUGUAACAGAGGAAACCAUUUGGAAGCUGCGAGUGGACUUCCUGCAGGAGAGAGUUCUCACCCAAUGGGAGAGCUUCACCAUAUGGAACGCAGGGAAACAGGGCCGGAAGCUGUACCGAAGCUUGAGCCCGACUAAUCAGAAGAAGGUGAAGGCUUUCUGUGAUGUUGAUGACAACAAGAUCCAUAAAGGCUUUUACACAUACGAGGAAUCCAAGCAAAGACCUAAGCCAAAAAUCCCAGUUGUACAUUACAAAGACACCUCCGCCCCCGUCAUUAUCUGUGUUAAACUGGACAUGACAGGAGGCGUUCUGGAGGAAAACCUUAACUCUCUGCAGCUAAAGGAAGGAAUGGAUUACUACCAUUUCAACUGACGGCUCAUUGUGACAGAGACAACAAAAGGAGCCCUGCAGCUUCAACAGACUCAGAGGAACUGAGUAGUAGGCAGGUGACAACAAGAGAAAAGCAAACUGAACACUAUGACAGAGUCCAUGACGAUACCAAAACCACAGAAAGAUAUGUUAUAAUGUAUUUUAAGAAAAUAGAACAUACUUAAAGGUUUUACUUGUUGACAAAACUGCACAACAGUACAUCCCAGCCCCUGUUUCCUCUGCCUCACAAAACAGCCCUGGGAUAUUUACUAGCUGUUGUUGUUAGAUGAAAAAACAAACCACUUCAUAUCUUUUCAUUAAAUAUGAAGUUACAGCCAGAUUAGCUUAGUUUAGCACAAAUACUGGAAACAGGGGAAAACGGCUAGCUUGACUCUAUCCAAAGGUAACAAAAUGUGCCUACUAGCACCUCUUAAGAUCACCAAUCAACACGUUAAAUCUUAAUCAGUAUGGAAAACCUAGUGUAAAAAUUACUUUUUGAAUAAGCCAAUUAACUUCAUUAGUCUUUAUGCUAAGCUAAGCUAACCUUCUCCUGGCUGUAGCUACAUAUUUAACUGACAUAUACAUCAUAAGAGGGGCAUUGGUCUUCUUCUUAAAUACAGGCAAUAAAACUAAUAUGCUUAUUUCCUAAAAUGUCAAACUAUACUCAUACUGUAGAGUUAACUAUAACCUGACCUAGAGUUAAAAGAGAUGGAAAUAAAUAAACUGUGUGGGGGAUGAUUUGGUAAUUAAAUUACAAAGAAAAGGACAAUUAGUCCCUUAUGUAUUUCUCUUCGGGGGACAGUUAUUUAUCAUGCAAGAGGAAAUGACGAUUGCCAGUGUUGACCAUUGGAGGAAUAAAAUGUUGUUGUUUUUU
Messenger RNA from Etheostoma spectabile (orangethroat darter), 2299 nucleotides. RefSeq names its product UDP-GlcNAc:betaGal beta-1,3-N-acetylglucosaminyltransferase-like 1 (gene b3gntl1). The transcript has 12 exons. The record is from RefSeq and is a predicted model, not a curated record. NCBI's taxonomy places the organism in Eukaryota, Metazoa, Chordata, Actinopteri, Perciformes, Percidae. The coding region runs from base 331 to 1428 and encodes 365 amino acids.